GUUUGUACUAAUAGCUCCAUUCCCUUCCUCGUGUGAUGUUGAGCUUCUUGGGGCUCGGUCAGAAUGUGGACAUCAGGAUUGCACUACACGAGGAAGAGCGUAAAAAACAAGAGGUGAAAACGGAAGAUGGCCAUGUAUAUCCCCUUGUGGUAUACUAUGACGGAGAAACGGUGGCGGGCAAUGUUUUGAUCGGGAUGAAACGAGGCAGCCGGUUGGAGCAUCAAGGGAUCCGGGUCGAUUUCAUUGGCAUGAUUGAAUUCUACUCGGAUCGCGGCAGCCAUGAUGAGUUUAUCUCAUUGAGUCAAGAUCUAGCUCGCCCUGGCAUUCUCUCACAGCCAACCACAUAUCCGUUCGAAUUCGUCAAUAUCUCGAAGCCACACGAAAGCUACUGUGGCACGCAUGUUCGUCUGAGGUACAUCCUCAAAGUCACUAUUCUGCGUCGAUUGACCGAUUUAACCAAAGAACGGGAACUACUGGUUCACACCUUCACCAAGCCCCACGAACCAGACGAGAGUAUUCAAAUGGAGGUCGGAAUAGAAGACAGCUUGCAUAUAGAAUUUGAGUACAACAAAUCAAAAUAUCAUCUCCAUGACGUGAUCGUGGGGAAAAUAUAUUUCCUUUUAGUUCGCGUGAAGAUUAAAAAUAUGGAACUGCAAAUCAUUAAAAGAGAAACUGUCGGAUACGGAUUAAACGCCUUCAGUGACUCGGAGACUAUUGCCAAAUUCGAGAUUAUGGAUGGUGCACCGGUCCGAGGGGAGUCAAUUCCAAUUCGACUGUUUUUACAACCGUAUGCACUCACUCCCACUAUGCGCGACGUGAAUCGAAAAUUCUCCGUUCGCUUCUUUCUGAACUUGGUGCUGUUGGACGAAGAAGAUCGGCGGUAUUACAAGCAACAGGAAAUCAUCCUAUAUCGGCGACCGGACAGGCGGCGCAAAUCAUUUCAAAAGCACUCCUAUCUAAACAAUUGGUCAGCGAAAGGAGAGGUAUCCGUGGCGGAACCGAGCAAACUUCCCCAAACUCCGGAGGAAUCCGCUUAUCAGGCCUCUAAUGGUGCAGAAACACUUGAUAAGGACGUAUUCUCUAAAGAGAAUGAUUGCGAGAUCUCAGGGACUGCGUUUAGGGACCAAGAAACGUCUGCAGAUGUUCCCAAUCAACCAACUGUUUCACACAGCUAUGCAACGGACGGCAACCAUAGCUCGAGUUCAGCGUCUCCGGAGGCAUCAAGAGCCUCACGAAGCAUGCAUCGCUACGAAUCGAAACACGUGCGUCCCAUCUCCAAUUUCCCCCCUUCCCUGGAUGCUGAAAACCCUUCAGAUUUGAGAGAAGAAUCUCUUCCAAACUCAUCAGAGGAUCACGUUUCAAACGAGCCUUCUAAACCGUCUGAUGAUGAUGCAGAUUAAUCAGCGGCCUGGAAUGCUAACAACGCAGUGAAAUUGCACAGUUUUUCAACGCUAUCCCUCUUGCCGAACAUGCGCGGCAUUUCUCGUGCAACGCCUUUUCAUCCAUCCAACGGCACUUACCAAGGUGCUGCUGCUGCUACUACCUCUGAAGCCGCUUCAAUCUUCUAUACUUAAUUUUUCUGAUUUUUUACAUCUCCAUCCAAUUUGGUGGUGCUGGUCUUUUGUAAUUUACAUCCCGCUGAUCUUCAACUCUCCGGUUCCACCUGGUGUGUCCAUAGUGAUUUUGCGGAACUACUCCCACGUAUUUGGUUUUUUCAUCUAUGUAACAGCUGCGAUCCGCCUACGUUUCAUACAUUUUAGUCUCUUGCUUCUCACAACCAGGUCAGUUGUGUUCACCAGUUCUCUUUCUAUCGACCACAUUUGCGCCUCGUCAAUGUUUGCACUGCAUUUGCCUCGUUGUUUGUGAAAACGUACUUUAUCGGGCCCUUUUCCUACCUCCCGGACGUACAUUGCAUAACUCCCGGUCUCACCAGGAUUCUUUGUGAUUUGGCGUGCUUGAAUCUUUCCGAUUGCAGCGUACCCUCACACUUACUUCUUUGAAAUGUAAGUUAUUCGUACUUAUCCCAUUUUGUGAUCAAUAACUCAUUGCUUUACUCCUUUCUUCUCCACAGUCGGCUUGGUUAGUACUACUGCGGAUUACCACCUACAUGUAGGGGUUGUUUUCUUCCUCUGUUUAUGACAGCGAUUCCGUUACUAUGGUCAUUUGCUUGAAGUUGGCCGCUAUUACUCUUAAUUGUCCAAUCCGUUUUUAUCAAACUUUACGUUAGACUUAUCCUGUAAGACCUGCUUGCUAAUGAACCAUCCUAAUUGUUCGGACACAAAAAUCUAUCUAGACCUACUUAUUUCCUCUUUUUUCGCGGAAUCGUUUUCACGCGGUGACUAUGAUAUUACUCGAUUGACGCUGACAGUUGCAUCCUUGUUCAAUGCCCUCCAAGGUUCUUUCUUUGGAAAGAAUUCCACUCCGUCGUGGAUCCUUGCUGUGGGUUUGAUAUCUUCUCUAACUGCGUUUGACUAACCGUUGUGGGUAACCACUACCUAAUAGUUUAUUCAUCAUCUCUUUCCGCACACAACUCUUCCGUCUUCCUCCGUUGUGCACAAGGUGUGUGUGUGCCCUGUAGAACAGUGCUGAGGCUAUCCCAUUGUAAGCAUUUCCGUAGUUGUCGGCCUACGAUUUCUUAUUGUCUUCAAGAUUAUCGUCAUUUCUGUGAACUAAGCAGUCAAAAAGUGGUACUGUGCAAUUACACAAC
Molecule: messenger RNA, 2707 nt
Organism: Dicrocoelium dendriticum
Lineage: Eukaryota; Metazoa; Platyhelminthes; Trematoda; Plagiorchiida; Dicrocoeliidae
Source: the annotation of a GenBank genome assembly